Molecule: messenger RNA, 2778 nt
Organism: Oryzias latipes (Japanese medaka)
Lineage: Eukaryota; Metazoa; Chordata; Actinopteri; Beloniformes; Adrianichthyidae
Gene: dmpk
Product: DM1 protein kinase
Biological process (GO): peptidyl-threonine phosphorylation; actomyosin structure organization
Cellular component (GO): cytoplasm; cytoskeleton
Molecular function (GO): protein serine/threonine kinase activity; ATP binding
Source: RefSeq, a predicted model, not a curated record
CCAAUCACCAAAAAAGGUCUCGAGAUUGAGGCCAGAGUGGAGCAGGCUCCACAGAUGGAAGCACUGGAGAGGUAGGAGGGGGGCAGAUAGCGGGUAGAAAGGGGAAGAAAAGAGAUCAUUAACUGCAAAAGGGGGAUGUAAAGGAGAACUUCAUGUUUGCGGAACAGACAAAUAAAAGGACGCGGUAAGUGAAGUGGGCACUCACUGACUGUGUUUGCUGCUAUGAGGCCUGCUGGGGUGGCACGGGGCAUGUGAGGACACAGAGGGAGGACAGAAACUGGUUUUGGACUCUUGCAAACAAUGGACCACCGGUUUUAGCUAAAACAAACAGAAGAGACGCACAGUCCUGGCAUCAUGUCCUUAAACCCUGAUGUUGGUUCAUCUGACCUGGUGGAGAGUUCCCAGAUCUCAGGACCUGCGGGACUCCAGACACUAUUGGACCUGCUCAUUGGUGUCUAUCAGGAGUUCCACUCAUCACCAUUCUCAAGGGAGAAUUAUGUUUCUGGUUUUCUGCAGUGGGCUGAACCUCUUGUGAGGGGGGUUAGGAGGAUGAGCCUUAAAAGAGAGGACUUCCACAUCCUGAAGGUGAUUGGUCGAGGCACUUUCAGUGAAGUUGCUGUAGCGAGGAUGCAAAGGACAAAUCAAGUGUACGCUCUGAAGAUUAUGAAUAAAUGGAACUUAUUGAGACGAGGGGAGACAGCAUGCUACCAGGAGGAACGGGAGGUUCUGCUGAGGGGCGACAAACGUUGGAUCACAGAACUGCACUACGCUUUCCAAGACGAUAACUAUUUGUAUUUGGCCAUGGAUUAUUAUCCAGGCGGAGACCUCCUCACUCUGCUCAGUAAAUUUGGAGAUCGGAUACCUGAAGCCAUGGCUCAGUUCUACCUGGCUCAGAUGGUUCUGGCUGUUGAUUCUGUGCACAGGUUGGGUUAUGUACACAGAGAUAUCAAACCUGACAACAUUUUACUGGCAGCUAACGGACAUAUUAGACUGGGAGACUUUGGCUCCUGUCUGAGGCUCCAAGAGGAUGGAAUGAUACACUCAUCCGUAGCUGUUGGGACUCCUGACUAUUUGUCUCCAGAGAUCUUAAGGACGGUGCAAAGAGGCGAAGGCUAUGGUCUGGAAUGUGACUGGUGGGCUCUAGGCAUCAGCGCUUAUGAAAUGCUGCUGGGGAUAACACCAUUUUAUUCAGAGUCCAUCUCUGAAACCUAUGCCAAGAUUAUCAACUUUCAGGAAUAUUUUGAGUUUCCACCUUCCAAUGGCACCGUUUCAGAGAAGGCUUGCUCCCUGAUCUCUGGAUUGAUCUGCGAGAGGGAGACCCGUCUGGGCCGAAAAGGCUCCAGUGACUUCAAGAGUCACCUGUUUUUCCACGGUGUGGACUGGGACUCCCUGCAUGACCGUCCUGCUCCCUUCCUGCCUGAAGUCUCCAAUCCAACCGACACUUCCAACUUUGACCUUGUAGAAGAAUGCCUUUCUGACAUGGAAACGCUGUCUGAUGUUAUGAACACAGCCCCAAUAGGAGUACACCUGGCUUUCAUUGGAUACUCCUACAACACCAUCAGCCAAGCAGAGACCCGAGACUCUGGACAAGACAUCAUGAUGCAGACUGACCAAAUGCACAGGAACUGUGAGAAACAGUUUACACUGGAGAAAACGAGUCAGGUGGGACACAAUCUACCUGACAACUCGUCUAUGCUAACGGAGCUUCCACCUACGGUGGAGCAAAGCUGCACCACAGACAUCUCUGAGGAGGAGAAGGAGGUGAACCAAGUGUCAGAACUUAAUGAACGCCUGCAGAGAGAGUUAAAUGAAGUAAAGAGAAGAUGCCUCGAUUUGGAAAAAGAGACAGCAAGUUUGAAAGAGGAGAAACUCAUCUGGAGGGCUGAGAAGGAAGUGCUCCCUGCUGAUGCUCCUCUCUUUUUACCGAUCGUAGAGCUGUGUUUCUGCCAAGCAUCUCUUGCUCUGUCUUCCCGCUGUCUGGAUGCAUCGGAGGAUACGGAGAGGUCACCCCCAGUCUGUCAGUACCCCCUGGUGACUCACAUCCACCGACAUCUGGUUCUGUUCCACAGGGUUCGUCUGCCACAGAUGAGAAGUGAAUCCUAUUUGCUGGUAUGUGCUGAAGGGGGAGAUUUCCAAGUUUGGUAGAGACAAACUUUCAAGAAGAUCAACAGACUGAACCCCGACUGUGCUGCAUCACAACUGUUGCACCUCCUUAAUGGAACAAAUGACUGAGCCCCCGCUCCACCCAUGUCAGACCUCUGUAUGCUGCUACUAAUGAGAUGAAGUGAAGACGUAGCAAGAAAACCGUUUUUUGGGAAGUCCCAGCUCUGGGAGAUCUUUAAUGAAGAAUCUGGGAACCUUAAAGAUGAAAAGUUCCAACUGUUAGGUGAAAGAGUUGCCCAUCAGGACUUCACUUUGCCUGGUUAUCAAAAACACACCUAUAUGCAGAUGAUAUUCUAAUAUAUUUUAAAUUAAAAAAGAAAAAAAGUCAGCAGUUUUACUGUUUGAUAUAAGACAUUUCUGAAGGAUUAUUAAGUGACAUGGGGAAAGACCAUGCAUCUUAGACCAUAUUGGUGUAUAUAGUGAUGAUAAAUAGUUUUUUUCCUCAGAAUCAGGCAUCCAUACCUAUGAGUGGUUUUUACAUUUGAAGCACACGCAUGGGCUUGUUUGCUGUGCCUUCAGUAGUAUUCAGAAUGUGUCAAAUACUACAAUAUGUGUUUUUUUAACUAAAUGUAUUUUUUAUAUUAAAUUAAUGUGUUAUAAAUAAAAGUAAUCUGA